Messenger RNA from Eutrema salsugineum, 213 nucleotides. RefSeq names its product defensin-like protein 207. The transcript has 2 exons. Lineage: Eukaryota; Viridiplantae; Streptophyta; Magnoliopsida; Brassicales; Brassicaceae. The record is from RefSeq and is a predicted model, not a curated record. The coding region runs from base 1 to 213 and encodes 70 amino acids.
AUGGGAUUCCUCAAGAGCGAGGCUAUUGACUGUCCUGGUGGAUGCUCUACGCCCAGUUCACGUGCGUUCCUUGGGGAGUGCCCACCAGAGCCGUACCCAGGGACAGAUGUUGAUUGUUGCGCCUGUUGCGUAGCCAAGUACGGGAGUCCUCCAGUCUGUUGGGCGGCUGUUGAGGGAACCGACAAGCACUGCCAUUGCUACCAAAAGGCCUGA